Messenger RNA from Apodemus sylvaticus (European woodmouse), 1230 nucleotides. It is a transcript of the gene Znf599, whose product is annotated as zinc finger protein 599. Gene Ontology annotation, biological process: regulation of transcription by RNA polymerase II. NCBI's taxonomy places the organism in Eukaryota, Metazoa, Chordata, Mammalia, Rodentia, Muridae. The record is from RefSeq and is a predicted model, not a curated record. Gene Ontology annotation, molecular function: DNA-binding transcription factor activity, RNA polymerase II-specific; RNA polymerase II cis-regulatory region sequence-specific DNA binding.
AUGGUCAAAAAUAUGAAGUGGGAACACAAGGACAAUGGACUCCUCCAUGGAGACAUGUCCUGGAAACCUGAGGUCUUAUAGGAGCAAGCUACUCCACAAGAUUCCACCCAUUAACGUUAUUCCCAAGGACCAGAAAAAGAGCAUGUGGUUAAUACAGGGAGCCCUUAUCAAUGUAAAGGAUGUGGGAAAGUGUUUAGGAAUAAUUGGGACUUAGUAUGGCCUCAGCAGAUUCAUGUUGGAAUAAAGCCCUAUGAAUGUAAGAAGUGUGGGAAGAUCUGUCAGUACAUGGUUGACUUUAUUCAGCAUAUGAGGAAUCAUACCCAGGAGAAACCACACCAAUGCAUGGAGUGCAGGAAGGCCUUCACACAGCUCUCAUCUCACCAGUGGAUGCACACUGGUGACAAACCCUACGAGUGCAUAGAAUGUGGGGGAGCCUUCUCCCAUCACUCCACAUUCAUCUAGCACAAGAUCCACUCGACAGAAAAGCCUUUCCUCUGCAAAGACUGUGGGAAAGCUUUUUACUACAGCUCUUCAUUUGGACAGCACAUGGGGAUUCACACUGGAAAGAAGCUUUACAAGUGCAGCCAGUGUGGGAAGACCUUCACACACUUCUCCACUUUUAUGAAACAUAAGCAGCCCCACACUGGGGAGAAGCUCUAUGUGUGCAAGGACUGUGGCAGCCACUCCACAUUUCUCCACCACAACAUGACCUACACUGGGGAAAAGCCCUUUGUGUGCAAAGAAUGUAGAGAGACUUUUUGUGUUAAUUCCUCCUUUAUUCAGCACAUGAGGAUUCAUACUGGUGAGAAGCCCUAUGAGUGUAAUGAGUGUGGCAAGGCUUUCACCCACCCCUCUGUCUUCAUCCAACACACUCGAGCCCACAGUGGAAUCAAACCGCUGGAGUGCAAAAAGUGUGCCAAAGCCUUUCACUAUAGCUCUUCAUUCAUCUGGCACAUGAGGAUCCACAUUGGAGAGAAGCCAUAUGUUUGUAGAGAAUGUGGGAAAGCCUUUAUGCAACCUGCAAAAUUCCUUCGGCAUAGUAGGAUCCAUACAAAGGAGAAACCCUUUGAAUGCACAGUGUGUGAGAAGGCCUUUUAUGACACCUUUGCCUUAAUUAGGCACAUGAGAAAUCACACAUUACACAAGCCCCUUGAGUGCAGCAACUGUGGGAAAACCUUUAGCCACAACUCAUCCUUCAUUCAGCAUUGAAAGAUCCAAUCCAGGUCUUGA